AUGUAUGUGAAGCAGAUUAUCAUCCAAGGCUUCAAGAGCUACAAGGACCAGACGGUUAUUGAACCCUUUUCACCCAAACACAAUGUGAUUGUCGGUCGCAAUGGAUCUGGCAAAAGUAACUUCUUUGCGGCUAUUCGCUUCGUUCUAAGCGAUGCCUAUACCCACCUUGGCAGAGAAGAACGCCAGGCCCUGCUACACGAAGGCUCGGGCUCGGCUGUGAUGUCGGCGUACGUUGAGAUUAUCUUUGACAACUCGGAUGACCGAUUCCCAACAGGCAAGCCAGAACUCGUCCUACGCCGAACGAUCGGAAUCAAGAAAGAUGAGUAUACGCUCGACCGGAAAAAUGCGACGAAGAAUGAUGUUAUGAAUCUCCUCGAAUCCGCCGGUUUUUCCCGCUCGAACCCUUACUACAUUGUCCCUCAAGGUCGUGUCACUGCAUUGACAAACAUGAAAGACUCGGAGCGGCUUGUGUUGCUGAAGGAGGUUGCCGGUACUCAGGUAUACGAAGCUCGACGUGCCGAAUCGUUGAAGAUUAUGCAAGAGACGAAUAGCAAGCGUGAAAAGAUCGACGAGCUGCUAGAUUACAUCAACGAACGGCUAGCAGAGCUUGAAGAAGAGAAGGACGAGCUGCGAAGCUAUCAGGAAAAAGAUAAAGAACGCAGGUGUCUCGAGUACACGAUCUACUCUCGCGAACAACAUGAGAUUGCCAAUGUUCUCGAAAACCUUGAAGAGCAAAGGCAGAACGGGGUUGAAGAUGCGGACAACAAUCGUGACCAAUUUGUCGAAGGGGAAAAGGCAAUUGCCCAGAUCGACGCUGAGAUUGCUGAAUUCCGUCAGCAGAUCGAAUUCCUCAAGGUGGAUAAAGCGCAACUGGAAGACGAGCGACGUGAAGCAUCAAAAUCCUUGGCACAAAUCGAGCUUCGUGUCAAAGCUUUGUCCGAUAAUCAGGCAGCUGCACUGGCACUCAAGUCGCGCCACGACAGCGACCUUGAAGCCGUACAGAGUGCCAUUCAAGAGCGCGAGGAAGAGCUCCAAGACCUCUUGCCACGUUUCAAUGCUUCCAAGGAUGAGGAAGACGCGGUGAAAGCUCGCCUCACAGAAUCGGAAACUUCUCGUCAACGUCUGUAUGCUAAACAAGGUCGCAACUCUCGCUUCAGGAACAAGACCGAGCGAGACAAGUGGUUGCAAAUGGAGAUCCGAGAGACCCAUCGAUCCAUUGCCAAUGUGCAAGGCGUCGUGGCGCAGACUCAAGAAGACAUCAGAGAGCUUGAAGAGGAGAUCGCUCUGCUCGAGCCUGAGACCGAGCGGCUACGAAAGCAAAUUGACGGUCGUGGUGAUACGAUGCACUCUGUUGACCAGCAGAUCCAGGAUGCCAAGGAUGAGCGGGAUCGAUUGAUGGACCAAAGAAAGGAAUUGUGGCGAGAGGAAGCAAAGCUUGAUUCUGUUCUCUCAAGCGCGUCGCAAGAGAUGGAACGAUCCGAGCGCAGCCUCUCCCAAAUGAUGGACAACAACACAAGCCGAGGCCUUGCGGCCGUCCGCCGUAUCAAACGUCAAUAUAAUCUUGAAGGCGUCUAUGGCACUUUGGCGGAACUCUUUGAUGUCAAUGACAGAUACCGAACUGCGGUUGAGGUGACAGCAGGCCAAAGCUUGUUUCACUACGUUGUCGACAAUGAUGAGACUGCGACCAAAGUGUUGGAGAUUUUGCAGAAAGAGAAGGCCGGCCGUGUGACGUUCAUGCCAUUGAAUCGGCUGCGAUCCAAGCCCAUGAACAUGCCUCGGGCAAGUGAUACUAUUCCAAUGCUCGACAAAAUACAGUUCGACCCAGCCUACGAGCGAGCAUUCCAGCAUGUGUUUGGGAAAACGAUCAUCUGUCCCAACUUGCAAGUAGCCGCACAAUAUGCUCGAAGCCAUGGCGUCAAUGCAAUUACUCCCGAAGGAGACCGUUCCGACAAACGCGGAGCUUUGACUGGUGGUUAUCACGACUCACGCCAGUCACGACUGGAUGCUGUGAAGAACGUGGCUAAAUGGAGAGAUGAGUACGAGUCUAAACGCAAUCGCGGCGGGGAGAUCCGAAAAGAACUGGAGAAGCUGGACCAGCUCAUCACCAAAGCUGUCGGUGAGCUACAAAAGUUGGAGCAACAAAAGCAUCAAGUUCAAAAUAGCAGCGGUCCUAUGCGACAAGAGCUCCGCGGCAAGCGAGAUCUUCUGCAGAAAAAGACCGACACCCUCGAUGCCAAGCGUCGUGCGCUUCGCAACGUUGAGUCUAACUUGGCUGCUCUCAACGACCAAGUGAAUGCUUUCCAGGGUGAAAUGUCGUCGCCUUUCCAGAAAGCCCUGACCAACGAAGAAGAGGCCCAACUGGAGAGUCUGAGCGGAGCGGUGCAAGAGCUUCGGAAGCAGUAUCAAGAGUUGUCGCGCCAACGGAGCGAACUUGAAGCGCGCAAGUCGGUGCUUGAAGUUGAGCUCCGAGAGAACCUGAACCCCCGUCUCGAUCAACUUCAGAACCAAGAUGUGGACAUGGCCGAGGAGGAAGUGCAGGGUAACCUGAAGGAGACUCAACGGGAGCAGAAGCGUCUGAGCAAGGCUCUAGAGAAACUUAACAGUCGCCUCAGCCAAACCGAUUCCUCCAUUGAAGAGGCUACCGCCAAGGUGAGCGAUUUGCAGCAGCGCAGCGCAGACAUGCGUCGUGGGAUGGAAGAUUUGGCUCGCUCGAUCGAAAAGCACCAGAGACGCAUGGAGAAGAGCAUGCAGAAGAAGGCAGCUUUAACCAAACAAGCUGCGGAGUGCGCGGCGAACAUCCGUGAUCUUGGUGUCUUGCCAGAUGAAGCAUUCACUAAAUACAAAAACACUGAUUCCAACGCUGUGGUGAAGAAGCUCCACAAGACCAAUGAGGCGUUGAAGAAAUACUCCCAUGUCAACAAGAAGGCAUUCGAACAGUACAACAGCUUUACCAAGCAGCGGGAGACCCUUACUAGCCGCCGCGAGGAACUGGAUGCCUCGCAGAAGUCCAUCGAUGACUUAAUUUCUGUUCUGGACCAGCGCAAAGACGAAGCGAUUGAAAGAACAUUUAAACAGGUCUCUCGAGAGUUCGCCACUGUCUUCGAGAAGCUCGUGCCCGCUGGUCGUGGACGCUUGGUGAUUCAGCGCAAGACCGAUCGCACUGCUCGUGGCGAUGAUGAGCUUGACUCCGAAGACGAAGAAGCUCGACAAAGCGUUGAAAACUACGUCGGUGUCGGCAUCAGCGUCAGCUUUAACAGCAAACACGACGAUCAACAACGUAUCCAGCAACUAAGUGGUGGACAAAAAAGUCUGUGUGCUCUCGCGCUGGUGUUUGCUAUCCAAGCGUGCGAUCCCGCGCCAUUCUACCUCUUUGACGAGAUCGACGCCAACUUGGACGCACAGUAUCGGACGGCCGUCGCUCAGAUGCUACAGUCUAUCUCAGACUCUACCAAUGGGCAAUUCAUCUGCACGACCUUCCGUCCCGAGAUGCUGCAUGUGGCUGAGAAGUGCUACGGCGUCAGCUUCAGCCAAAAGGCCAGUACCAUUGACGUAGUCUCGCGCGAAGAAGCCCUCAAGUUUGUCGAAGGACAAAAGGCAUGA
This is a messenger RNA of Penicillium oxalicum, 3600 nucleotides long. RefSeq names its product chromosome segregation protein SMC. Gene Ontology annotation, biological process: mitotic sister chromatid cohesion. Gene Ontology annotation, cellular component: chromosome. NCBI's taxonomy places the organism in Eukaryota, Fungi, Ascomycota, Eurotiomycetes, Eurotiales, Aspergillaceae. Gene Ontology annotation, molecular function: ATP binding; double-stranded DNA binding; cohesin loader activity. Bases 1 to 3600 code for a protein of 1199 amino acids. The transcript is spliced from 5 exons. The record is from RefSeq and is a predicted model, not a curated record.